Elephantulus edwardii (Cape elephant shrew) is the source of this 1341-nucleotide messenger RNA. It is a transcript of the gene CCM2, whose product is annotated as cerebral cavernous malformation 2. Bases 1 to 1341 code for a protein of 446 amino acids. NCBI's taxonomy places the organism in Eukaryota, Metazoa, Chordata, Mammalia, Macroscelidea, Macroscelididae. The transcript has 10 exons. Gene Ontology annotation, biological process: heart development; vasculogenesis. The record is from RefSeq and is a predicted model, not a curated record.
AUGACUGCGCCUGGAAUUGUGUCGCCAUUUAAACGCGUAUUCCUAAAAGGUGAAAAAAGUAGAGAUAAGAAAGCCCACGAGAAGGUGACAGAGAGGCGCCCUCUUCAUACAGUGGUGCUGUCAUUGCCUGACCGAGUCGAACCAGACAUACUGCUGAACGACUAUAUUGAGAAGGAAGUAAAGUACUUAGGUCAGUUGACUUCCAUACCAGGAUACCUGAAUCCCUCCAGUAGGACUGAAAUACUUCAUUUUAUAGACAAUGCAAAGAGGGCUCACCAGCUACCUGGACACCUGACCCAGGAACACGAUGCUGUGAUCAGUCUUUCUGCCUACAAUGUCAAGCUGGCAUGGAGAGAUGGAGAAGACAUCAUCCUCAGGGUCCCCAUCCAUGACAUUGCUGCUGUCUCUUACGUCCGGGACGACGCAGCACACCUGGUUGUCCUAAAGACAGCCCAGGACCCCGGCAUCUCUCCCAGCCAGAGCCUUUGUGCAGAGAGCUCCCGUGGCUUGGCAUCCAGCUCCCUGUCAGGCAGCAAUAUGGUGCCCGUUGAAGCAUGCUGCUUGGUCAUCCUGGCUGCAGAGAGCAAAGGAGCUGCGGAAGAGCUCUGCUCACUGCUCAGCCAGGUCUUCCAAACGGUUUAUACGGAAUCUACCAUCGACUUUCUAGACAGAGCAAUAUAUGAUGGAGCCUCGACACCUACACACCACCUUUCCCUGCACAGUGAUGACUCAUCCACCAAAGUGGACAUUAAAGAAGCCUAUGAGACUGAGGCCAGCAAUUUCUCAUUUCCUGACCCCACAGAUGGAGGUGGCCUGUCGUCUUUGUCUUUCUGCAUACCGUCAUCACCCCACCCCAAGACGGCCAGUGAGAGCGAGCUGAGUGCCACAGCCACUGAGCUGCUGCAGGACUACAUGCUGACGCUGCGCACCAAGCUCUCCUCCCAAGAGAUCCAGCAGUUUGCCAUGUUGCUGCAUGAGUACCGUAAUGGGGCCUCCAUCCACGAGUUCUGCAUCAACCUUCGGCAGCUCUAUGGGGACAGCCGCAAGUUUCUGCUGCUGGGUCUGCGGCCUUUCAUUCCCGAGAAGGACAGCCAGCACUUUGAGAACUUCCUGGACACAAUCGGGGUGAAGGAUGGCCGGGGCAUCAUCACAGACAGUUUUGGCAGGUACCGACGAGCCGCCAGCACUGCCUCUAGCUCCACUACCAAUGGGAACAGGGUUGCAGGCAGCUCCGACGACCAGUCUCUGCCCUCAGAAGGCGAUGAAUGGGACCGCAUGAUCUCAGACAUCAGCAAUGACAUUGAGGCCCUGGGCUGCAGCCUGGACCAUGACUCGGCGUGA